Molecule: messenger RNA, 984 nt
Organism: Aspergillus fumigatus Af293
Lineage: Eukaryota; Fungi; Ascomycota; Eurotiomycetes; Eurotiales; Aspergillaceae
Product: putative serine/threonine protein kinase
Exons: 3
Coding region: 1-984 (327 amino acids)
Biological process (GO): protein phosphorylation; intracellular signal transduction
Cellular component (GO): nucleus; cytoplasm
Molecular function (GO): ATP binding; MAP kinase activity
Source: RefSeq, a predicted model, not a curated record
AUGACGUCUUCCCUCCGAAUAGGCCAAUUUCUUCGGGGUCAGAAUGGAAUAUACGCCGUUGGCAAGCAACUACAAGAGACGGUUUGGCUUGCAAGCAAACGCGAAAGCAAUGAACCCGUAAUUGUGAAAAGCGUCCAUCAUUUUCGCCUCCAGAAUGAGCGUGACGUGUUGAACCGCUUUCGAUCUCGUACUCCCUACAUACGCCCUUUAAUCGAUGAAAUAGUCGAGCCAUCUGAUCCACCAGCCAUAGUCUUGAGAUAUUUAGACGAUCAUCUUCUGAACGCGUCUAUCUCUCAACGACUUACAAAGCUGGAGAUCAGAUAUGUUGCAAGAAGGAUUUUAGAAGCCCUGAAAGUUCUCCAUGAGGAUAAUUUUGUACACACAGGUAAGUGCAAUUAUCACCUGGGCUAUAUUCACUAUCUUAUCUUUCCUGAAGACAUCAAGCCCGACAACAUUCUUGUAAACUAUGGCCAAGGGGAUGUGCGAUUUACAGAUGUUCAAGUAGCAGACUGUGGGAGUACGGUUUCUUCGGAUUCUGCAUAUGCCAAGGAUGGUGACUUGAUUGGAGCACCUAUCUGGAGGAGCCCUGAAGCGCAGCUCCAAAUCGGCUGGGGUACACCAACAGACAUAUGGUCCUUUGGAGCAUUACUUAUAACCUUGCUAUAUGGAGGCAAUUUCUUCAUAUUCAAACCAGACGUUCCCGCAGAUCACGAUGAUUACGAACUAAAGAUUCUUCAGAGGCAGUGUGAGUUCUUUGGGCCAUUCCCUUUGACAUAUCGCGAAAUUUGCCCUCAGGAGAAGUUGAAUGCCCUCGCAUAUAUCAUGCAAAGUAUUCCUCCCGAAAGGAGAAAGCUUUUCUCCCGGAUUUCAGAACAGGAAAUAUCCAAGGAGGACAAGGAGUUCGUUUUGAAAGUAAUGAAGCUUGAUCCAAGAGACAGACCUUCCGCAGCAGAGCUUUUGCAGGACAAGUGGUUCGCGGCAUAA